GUUCUUAUCCGCACCAGUGUCGUAGUUUUCUUUCUCGCAGACAAAAACGCCACCCACGCUCUUCCAUUAUGGAAGGUGCAUCAGUAUCUAGGAUUUCCAUUACUCAAAGAUUUAUCUUCCUCUGCAACACCCACCUAUAAUACCAUCAACCCAAUCGCAAAAAGACUCCACCUUCAACUUCAAAACCCUUAAAAACAAUAAAAUAACUAAAUAAAAGCUCUUCUUUUCUUUAUUUUUUUCAAUUUUUUAUUCUAUUAUUUUCUUCGUUUCGGACAAUGCUAUCAAGAUCUUGCUUGGGGCUAUUGAAUUUGGUAUCAGUGGAUGACUACCAGGCCCUGAGUCGCGUUCCGCGGGUUAUGACUGUCGCCGGAGACGUGCCGGAGUUGGAGAUCGACGACAUGGAGAAUUCUGGAUCGGACGGCAUCCUUUCUCCGGUGUCGCGCGAACGGAGGAUUGUGGUGGCCAACCAGUUACCGAUACGCGCCAUUCGCGAGGGGAAGAAAUGGAGGUUCGAGUGGGACAGGGAUAGCCUCGUGCUUCAGCUGAAGGAUGGGUUCCCUUCGGAGGUUGAAGUAUUGUACGUUGGUUCAUUGAAAGCAGAGAUCGAAGCGACGGAACAAGAAGAAGUGUCUCAGUUACUUCUAGAGAGGUUCAGUUGCGUUCCAACGUUUUUGCCCACCGAGGUUCACAACAACUUCUACCAUGGUUUCUGCAAGCAUUAUCUCUGGCCUCUGUUUCACUACAUGUUGCCCAUGUCGCCGAGCCAAGGCGCGCGUUUCGACCGAGCGCAGUGGCAGGCCUACGUGCUCGCCAACAAGAUCUUCGCCGACAAGGUCACCGAGGUUAUCAACCCCGACGAGGAUUAUGUCUGGGUCCACGAUUACCACCUCAUGAUCUUGCCCACUUUCUUGAGGAAACGCUUUCACCGCGUGAAGCUCGGGUUCUUCUUGCACAACACAUUCCCGUCGUCGGAAAUAUACCGUACGUUGCCCAUUCGAGAGGACAUUCUACGGGCGUUCUUGAACUGCGAUUUGAUUGGGUUUCACACCUUCGAUUACGCGCGGCAUUUUUUGUCUUGUUGUAGCAGGAUGUUGGGUUUGGAUUACGAGUCCAAAAGGGGUUACAUUGGUUUGGAUUAUUACGGUAGAACCGUGACCAUUAAGAUCCUCCCCGCGGGUAUUCACAUGGGGUUGUUGGAAUCGGUGUUGUCGUUGCCUCAAACCGCUUCGAGGGUGAAGGAGUUGAGGGAGCAGUUUGAGGGGAAGGUUGUGAUCUUGGGGAUUGAUGACAUGGACUUGUUCAAAGGUAUCAGCUUGAAGUUCUUGGCGUUGGGGCAGCUUCUGGAAGUGCACGAAUGUUUAAGGGGUCGUGUGGUGUUGGUUCAGAUUCUUAACGCAGCGAGGAGUAGAGGGAAGGAUAUUCAGGAUGUGAAGAACGAGAGCGAGGCUAUUGCUAAGGAGAUCAAUGAAAAAUACGGAAAACCUGGGUACCAGCCAAUUGUUUGCAUCAAUGGCCCCAUUUCAACGCAGGAGAAGGCUGCGUAUUGUGCUAUUUCUGAGUGCUGUGUUGUGAAUGCUGUAAGGGAUGGGAUGAAUUUGGUGCCUUAUGAGUACACUGUUUGUAGACAGGGAAGUGCUGCGUUGGACAAGGCACUUGGUAUUGAUGGCGAGGAGGGUUUGAGGGCUAAGAAUAGCGUUAUUAUUGUCUCCGAGUUCAUUGGGUGUUCCCCCUCGCUGAGUGGAGCCAUAAGGGUGAAUCCGUGGAACAUUGAUGAAGUCUCUGAGGCCAUGAAUUUGGCUAUUGGAAUGCCAGAGGCAGAGAAGCAUUUGCGGCAUGAGAAGCAUUAUAAGUAUAUAAGCUCUCAUGAUGUGGCGUAUUGGGCAAAGAGUUUUGAUCAGGAUUUGGAGAGAGCUUGUAAAGAGCAUUACUUGAAGAGGUAUUGGGGUGUUGGCUUGGGCUUGGGGUUCAGAAUUGUUGCUUUGGAUCCUACCUUUAGGAAGCUUUCCGUUGAUCACAUUGUCUCUGCCUAUAGGGAUACGGGCAAUCGCUUGAUCCUUUUGGACUAUGAUGGCACAAUGAUGCCCCAGGCAUCCAUUAACAAGACUCCAAGCAGUGAGGUUAUUUCUGUCUUGAAUGAUUUGUGCAGUGAUCCCAAAAAUACAGUGUUCAUUGUGAGCGGCAGGGAUAAGGAUUGCUUGAGCAAGUGGUUUUCUCCCUGUGAGAAGCUUGGUCUCUCUGCUGAGCACGGUUACUUCACUAGGUGGAGUAAGGAUUCUUCUUGGGAGACUUGCGGAUUGACAACCGAUUUUGAAUGGAAAAUGAUUGCAGAACCCGUGAUGGCGCUUUAUACUGAAGCAACGGAUGGUUCCUUCAUAGAACAUAAGGAAAGCGCACUGGUUUGGCACCAUCAGGAAGCGGAUCCUUAUUUUGGAUCAUGCCAAGCAAAAGAGCUUCUUGAUCACCUGGAGAGUGUGCUGGCCAAUGAGCCAGUAGUGGUUAGAAGGGGACAGCAUAUAGUUGAAGUUAAACCUCAGGGUGUGAGCAAGGGUAAAGUGGUGGAAGACCUUAUCUCAAGAAUGCAAAGGGAGGGGAAGUCACCAGAUUUUCUACUGUGCUUAGGAGAUGAUCGCUCGGAUGAAGAUAUGUUUGAAAGCAUUGCUCGUUCAGUUUCUAAUCCAGCUCUGCCAACCAUUUCAAAUGUGUUUGCAUGCACUGUUGGCCAGAAACCAAGUAUGGCUAAAUACUAUUUGGAUGAUACUAGCGAAGUCAUCAAGUUGCUUGAAGGACUUUCAACCGCAUCAGCACCACCUGCAUCCAUAACUUCCCAGGAACUGCAAGGAACGUUAUAGAAACUGAUACAGAAAACAAUCUUGUACAGAAUGAUACUUUCAUAGAGGGUCGGCAGAAACUUCAAAUGCAGUUCCCAACUACUUGCUUAAACUUCUCCUAGUGAAAGAACAAUUUUCUUUGGCUAGCUUCGUCAUUAACUAAUUGUAGUAGCGUUGUUGAUCCCACCUAAAAGCAGUUUUUAGAUUGACUUGGAAGCUCAGAAAUCAGUUUACAUGGUCCAUGAAAUUAUCUUGGAUCCUAAUGAUCCAAUAACAUUUGUCCAGGUAAACUAGCAUUUGGUUCCACGGAGACAAGGACUCAAGGUAGCAUAUUCAAUUUAUGUGGCAGGGUAUCAUGAGAGUGAUCAAUCAUAUAAAAGUUUAUAUCUUAAGCAGCUAAUGUUAUGUUGACACCUGGCACGCAACCAGCUGGAGUGAUCUUAUCCUUGUGAACCAUACUCACUCGAGCAUCACUUGUUUCUUCACAGGGAGCUAAGUCUAUAUUGAUAGACAAUGAAAACAAGCUUCCUUAAACAAGUAGAUAAAGUUAUCUUAGAUUUUAAAAAAUACAACCCCGGAUUGUUCCUUAGGAUAUCCCAAUUCAGUACAAAAAUGAGGUCAAGUUCACUGAAACGUGUGCGGCAAUUUUUCUUCUUUUUUCCUUUCCUGAGUGUACUACUUCUGCUUCUUUUCUGUUUCAUUAAUUUGGAAUAUGAUCAAUCAAGCUAGUUGUGUAGGUGUAGUCCAUAUCCACGCUACAUAUGGCAAAAGUGUAUAUGGCCAACGUGCCUAGAGUAAGGACUGGUUCACACUUUGACAAGUGUUGCAAGAUGGGUUCAAUUUUUCCAACAUAUCCAGAAGCUCCACCCUCAUUUGGUCCUUGAUUUAUCACGCAUCAUUAAAUCUGAGCUAAGAUUAUAUACUUGAAUUUAGUUAAAGCAUGGCAUGUUGAAGUGUAGCUAGCUUAUGGUAGGUUAAACUAAUUAAAUGAGUUUGACUCAGGUUUUGGUUUCUUUUGUCUACUCAAACUCUAUUAAUCCCAUUAAAUUCGAAUUGAUUUGGAUUAAAUAAUUAGGUCAUAUGUAUGUUUAAUUGUUUUGAAAAAUAUUCAUUAAAU
Abrus precatorius (Indian licorice) is the source of this 3945-nucleotide messenger RNA. Its product is annotated as probable alpha,alpha-trehalose-phosphate synthase [UDP-forming] 9. Gene Ontology annotation, biological process: trehalose biosynthetic process. NCBI's taxonomy places the organism in Eukaryota, Viridiplantae, Streptophyta, Magnoliopsida, Fabales, Fabaceae. Gene Ontology annotation, cellular component: cytosol. The record is from RefSeq and is a predicted model, not a curated record. Gene Ontology annotation, molecular function: catalytic activity. The coding region runs from base 276 to 2849 and encodes 857 amino acids. The transcript has 4 exons.